This is a messenger RNA of Gasterosteus aculeatus aculeatus (three-spined stickleback), 2148 nucleotides long. The record is from RefSeq and is a predicted model, not a curated record. Lineage: Eukaryota; Metazoa; Chordata; Actinopteri; Perciformes; Gasterosteidae.
AUAUAUAAAAACAAACAGUCACAUCCUUUCUCUUCGUUUCUAUGCGAUACCUGCGUCGCACACCUGGAUUCCGGAAGGGCUGUGACGUCAGCGGGACAAGGUGUCCGGAGGCGACCUUUGCCGAGUUCAAGAAGCAGUGUUUAUCAACGGACAACUGGGCCAACAAGUACGACAAGUACGGGAUGAAGGUGUGGGUGGAGAGUCCGCCGGCGGAUAAAGGAAACAACGUCGCCAGAGUCCACAAGAUCAAGUGUUCAAUGAAGAUCGACGACGUGUCAGCCGCCACCAUGUAUGACGUCGUCCACGACGGCCUGUACCGCAAGGAGUGGGACCCCGCCAUGAUGGAGAGCUAUGACGUCGCGCGCCUCUCGGCCAACGCGGAUGUGGGCUACUACUCAUGGCGUUGUGCAAAGCCCAUCAAGAACAGAGAUGUGGUUUCUCUGCGUUCGUGGCAGGUGAAGGGGGACGAGUACACGGUGAUUAACUUCUCAGUCAAGCACCCGAAAUACCCCCCUUGCACUGGUUUCGUGAGGGCCAUCUCCAUCCUCACUGGAUAUUUCAUCAAGCCCACGGGGCCAAACAGCUGCACUUUCAUCUACCUUUCACAAGCCGACCCCAAAGGUUCUCUUCCCAAGUGGGUGGUGAACCAAGCGUCUCAAGUUUUCGCUCCCCGGGUGAUGAAGUGUGUGCACAAGGCGGGACAGAACUACCCGGAGUGGAAACGGCAGAACUCUCCCGGCCAGAAGCCCUGGCUGCACCCGGAGCAGAGCACCCUGCCCAUGAUGGACCCCGGCGAGCUGUCGAUACAGAGAGCCGACUCGCUGGAGAACAUGGAUGAGAGUCACAAGGUGGCCCUUCAGGACAGCGAGGACAGCAGCUAAAUGGCCCUAAAAGUGCUGAAAGGGGUGGGUGGUGGGGUGGGGGGGAGGUUGGAAGAGGGUGCCCCCGGAGGACAGACUGUGUAUAUACCCACAAGUUGAAUACGAGACCUCCGACCCGGGGAUGUCGCCCCGCUUUCCACAUCAGUGUGCCUUUUUUGGGGGGCGGGAUGAGCAAGAGCAUGAAGUGUUUACAGCUGUUUUAGCAGACGGAAACGAGCACGGAUCAAAUUGCCAUUUACCUCCAGUACACGUUGAAUUAAGCUAAACAUCUCUCCAGAAUUGUACAGACUUAAAGCUGCCGAAUGUGCUGCAGUUCCAGCAGUACAUUUACAAAUGGGUCAUCUCUCAGGCCUUUUGUUUGUUGCAGCUACGUACACAAACCCACUUUUUAGAUGAAGAAAUGAAUCGUGGUUGUCCACUUUGCCUUUACAAGUGACUGUGAAUGGAAAUGACAUUAGUUAAUGAGACCUGAUAGUCACUCUUGAUACUGUUAAAUCACAUUUAAUGGUCUGUUAGCAUCUAGAACAUUCUUGUUAACAUAGAACCUGUUCUGGGCGGGUUUGACCUCCGUCUUUUAGGCUGAAAGCCAAACAAAAAUGUACUCUCAUUCUAAAGCUUUUCUUAUUUUAUUGCCAACCAUUAGUUUUAUUUAGUCCUGAUCAGUGAGCAACCAUGUUUCUUUGUUCAGCGUGCAAUGCAGGAAGAUGGUUUGAAGGUUCCUUGUAUUUAUUUCUGAUGUUGUGCAAUCAAAGGUUUUGUCAUUCUGAAGGGAUACAGACCAGCAGGAGGAGCAGAUCAGUUGUAUCUAAAGAGUGAAAAUCUGUAUUAUAGCAAGUUUGCUUUUUGACUUUACCUGAGGAAUGACCACAAAAGAUAUUUUAUUUUAUUUAUUUGAAGUGAUGGAGUAAAGAUCUUUGGAUGUGGAAUGUAGUCUUGACUUUAAAAAAAAAAAGUUUAAUUUAAUGACUUAUUAACUGCAUUUCUUUUAAGACAAUCAGGUUGUACGAGAAACCGACUCAAAGUGGAACAAGUUGGUCCACUUAAACCAGAGCAAACCGGUCCAUUUCCAUCUGGUUCAGGCUCUUAAACAAAAGAGAAGGUCACCAGAGUUCAAAAUGUUUAUUUUGACCACGUCAAUGUGGUGCUAGAAACUACUUUGUCGUGAUGAGAUGGUGUUGGGAUGCAACACGCACAUAUUUUAAAAAACCCUGUUUACUGGCAUACUGCAUUGAAAUACAGAUGGUAUUAAAAUAUUUUCUAUACUUUU